AUUCAACAUCCGGGCAACAGUAAGCUUGCGCAGAAACGGAAUGGCGGAGGUAGGAGGAAAGUAUAUGAACUUCGGCACCAAUGAUGUGGCCCAGUGGAAUGUGGGCAAUUAGAGCAAUGAAGGCUGUGAUCGGAAGAAACAACUGUUUGAAGAAGUCUUAGAGGAGUUGGAGCAGAAGUUUUCCUGCUCCAUGAAAAUGGCAGCACAAUCCCAAACUGUCAGUGAGCCUUCCUUGGAGGAGCUUCUGGCCUAUUAUGGAUACCCAGUAUCUAAUCCGCAGAAGAAGUGUCCUCUGACCACCACCCUGCAAGAUAUGACCCAAGAUAAGGAUCAGAAAGCUAAGGAUGUGUUUCAUGGCAGGAUAGAAAAACAAGCUUCAACCUAUGAUAUCCCCUCCUCCAACACCUCAGUUCUGCUGCCUUGCCUCCAGGAUGGAGACAGAUCUUCCUCUGCCAACUCAUCAGAUGAGGACACUGAUGAUUGGUCUAUUCCAUCCAAUGACGAGCACAAGAUCAAGGUUGGCUCUAUGUAUCAAGCAAAAAUCCCACCAAUAAAUCCCCAUGCAUCUGAGGAGAGAGCCUACAGAGACGAUGACCAGUUGCUUUGGAGGCCGGGGGUUCUGCCAGUGCAGGAAGUGGAAGAAUUUUUGCUGAAUGCACAAAAACUUUGUAUCCAGGAGUGGGCGGUAUGGACCCAAGGAGCCCCUGUCCAAGACAAUGAGCAGGCAUUGUAUGAACUAGUGAAAUGCAACUUCAAUGCAGAAGAAGCUCUCAGACGAUUACGCUUCAAUGUUAAAGUGUUUAGUGAGGAGCUGUGCUGUUGGAGCGAGGAAGAGUGUAGGAACUUUGAGAACGGCUAUCGUGUUUACGGGAAAAAUUUCCAUCUCAUUCAGGCCAAUAAGGUCCGAACACGCUCAGUUGGUGAGUGUGUAGGGUAUUACUACAUGUGGAAGAAGUCUGAGCGGCACAUGUUCUUCAGCCAGCAAGCUACAAGGAUGAGCCGAAAGAAGUACAGCAUACAGUCAGGGAAUAUUGAGGAUGGAGACCAGGACACUGAAGGAGGAGAUCUCGAGGGAAACAACACUUUGGGGUUGCUGUCAGAGAUCUCAAUGAGCUCUGAAAAGAUGGAGUCCCCAUUUCCUGCAAACACAAAUCUAGAUCUAAACAAGCAAGAUGGUGAGCUGGUGAUGAGUCUGUCCGAACUGUGUGACGACGAUUGUCCUCAGCAGCUUUUCGACUGUCCGUUCUCUUUCUCAUCCAUCGAAGAACUUGGAGACCCUGACUCGGAUCGUCUGACGGCUUCGGUGCAGCUCCAUCCUCAACCCUCUGACCAGUGCCCCGAGUGGGCCAGAGGAAGCCCUCAGUCCCACGAUGACGAUGACCACUGCUUUCUAAACUCCUGCUUCUACCAGCUGCACAUGCAGGGCAGACCUUUUGUUUCCGAUGGCUGUGGUGUGGCAGCUGGUGGAGCUCACGCCUCCCACACUCUGCAGGUGGAAUUUAACCUUCCUUCAACCUCGGCUUCCUCAUCCGCCCUCCUCUCAUCAAAUUUCCAGGCAUUUGGCGGCCUGCUGCACCCCUAGCACUGUUUGCAUUCUCCCCCUCAGAAAGAAUUUGGGGUACAUAGAAAGGUAAAAUCUGAGAUGAGAUUAUGCUGUUCAUUUGCUCUGCAGAGAAAUAUUUAUCCAUACAGUUUUUAUACCAGAAAAGGAUGGACCUUUUGCACUGGAGUAGAGCUUGUUAUCAACGUCCGUCCAUUGCUGAAUGUUGAGAGAAUAAUGGACCUUUUAAAGCCAUCAGGUGUAUAUCUGUUAAAUACAAAUUUGUUAAAGCACAGUGGAUGGGAUGAGGGCUGCACACCAAUUUUCAAAAUCACUUCCAUUAUCUUUAACUUAUUUUAUUUUGUUAUUGUUUUUGUUAUUACAUAUUUUGUUUUGCAUCAUGCACAUCAGUUGCUUGCUUUUGGUAAUUUUUAGAUAUGGUAAUUGUUUUUUCCUUUGUCCCCUAGUUCUGCCUCAUUUUUUGUUUUUUUUAGUAUCUGGGUGAAACUUUUUCAUAUUAACGUUAAAACCUGAAUGGAAAAUAUUUUAUUUAAUAUAGAUUAGUUUAAACGCAAAGCCAUAUAUGAGCACAACAGUCCAUUUACAUUUUUCUCCCAUUUUGAUAUGUAAUGAUUAGGUUUCUACAUGUCUUUUUUUUUUUUUUUGUAUUCACUGACUUCCCACUAAUUUCCACUUCUAGUGGAACUUAGUUCAACUAAAGCAUCAACAGAUGUUGUGUUUUGAGGUCAAUGUAACUUCCUUUUUUCUCCGUUUCCAUAUAGCUCACACCUUUGAGCCAGGAAACGAACCCACCUAUUAC
This is a messenger RNA of Cyprinodon tularosa, 2360 nucleotides long. It is a transcript of the gene mier2, whose product is annotated as mesoderm induction early response 1, family member 2. The record is from RefSeq and is a predicted model, not a curated record. Gene Ontology annotation, biological process: negative regulation of transcription by RNA polymerase II. Bases 191 to 1582 code for a protein of 463 amino acids. Gene Ontology annotation, cellular component: nucleoplasm. NCBI's taxonomy places the organism in Eukaryota, Metazoa, Chordata, Actinopteri, Cyprinodontiformes, Cyprinodontidae. Gene Ontology annotation, molecular function: histone deacetylase binding; transcription corepressor activity. The transcript has 12 exons.